Haliotis rubra (blacklip abalone) is the source of this 651-nucleotide messenger RNA. RefSeq lists its product as uncharacterized. The record is from RefSeq and is a predicted model, not a curated record. The coding region runs from base 1 to 651 and encodes 216 amino acids. The transcript is spliced from 2 exons. NCBI's taxonomy places the organism in Eukaryota, Metazoa, Mollusca, Gastropoda, Lepetellida, Haliotidae.
AUGCCAGAGGGAUGUACGCUCACAGUGACUGUUGACAAGGGAUGUACGCUCACAGUGACUGUUGACAAGGGAUGUACGCUCAUAGUGGCUGUUGACAAGGGAUGUACGCUCAUAGUGACUGUUGACAAGGGAUGUACGCUCAUAGUGACUGUUGACAAGGGAUGUACGCUCAUAGUGACUGUUGACAAGGGAUGUACGCUCACAGUGACUGUUGACAAGGGAUGUACGCUCAUAGUGACUGUUGACAAGGGAUGUACGCUCACAGUGACUGUUGACAAGGGAUGUACGCUCACAGUGACUGUUGACAAGGGAUGUACGCUCACAGUGACUGUUGACAAGGGAUGUACGCUCACAGUGACUGUUGACAAGGGAUGUACGCUCACAGUGACUGUUGACAAGGGAUGUACGCUCACAGUGACUGUUGACAAGGGAUGUACGCUCACAGUGACUGUUGACAAGGGAUGUACGCUCACAGUGACUGUUGACAAGGGAUGUACGCUCACAGUGACUGUUGACAAGGGAUGUACGCUCACAGUGACUGUUGACAAGGGAUGUACGCUCACAGUGACUGUUCGGUCGUAUUCACCGGGCUGCUUGCCACAGUUACCUGACAGUCGACGGGUUGACGUUCUGUACCAUGUCCGAUACUAA